This is a messenger RNA of Fragaria vesca subsp. vesca, 952 nucleotides long. RefSeq lists its product as uncharacterized. Bases 265 to 633 code for a protein of 122 amino acids. The record is from RefSeq and is a predicted model, not a curated record. The transcript is spliced from 4 exons. Lineage: Eukaryota; Viridiplantae; Streptophyta; Magnoliopsida; Rosales; Rosaceae.
GACGGCACCCCCAACUAAACCAAACCGUGUGUCCGUGUCCCUUACAAUGGCAUUCCCGCAAUUCAACCCAACCAUCAGGGCCAUUCUCGUAAACCCACUUCUUAUACAUAGAUCACCAUCUUAUACAUAGAUCACCAUUCUCGUAAAGCAAACACACACAGUUCCCUCCUCCAAAUCUCUCAUAAAGUCUACACCUUUGCAUUUGUUCUGAGCACCAAUCAAGCUCUUCAAUCUUUCUCUCUGAGAAUCUGAGGCUUUUAUCUCAUGGAUGAUCGUAAGGAGAAAAAUGCGCCAUGGUUAUCAGUGCCACAAUUUGGGGACUGGGAUCAGAAGGGCGGCCAAGUGCCAGAUUACUCCCUUGAUUUCUCCAAGAUAAGGGAAAUGAGGAAGCAAAACAAGAGAGAUGUGUCCAGAGCCAGUCUUGGAAAUGAAGAAGAGCUCAUUGCUUCAAACACUACUAAUGUGGGUGCUGCCCACAAUGACAUUCACCACCCUCAUUACCAUCAGAGCACCCACUCUCCAACUAUUCUACUUAAUGCGCUCUGGAAUAAGGAUAAGAUAGAGAAAACGAUAGUAUUUCUGCUGUUGCACAGGCUCGACGUAGCAUAUUCAGCUACUUCAACUGUUGCGUGAAAGCUUGAUGCUGCAGCAGACAUAGGUUUGAGAGACGACCCUCCAUCUCCUUGUAUCUCUUCAACUGUUUCUAUUGUUAAUCACAUCUUUGUCUCACCUCAACCUCUCAUUUCGUUAGGAUAAAUGGAUGUGAUGUAUUGCUGGAUUUGGUUAUUAGCAAUCUCUCAAAUUUUAUUUUCCUCGUGCUUAUGCUCUCUGCAACAAACCCUGUAGUAAAUGGUUUGUAGAGAUUAAGAGGUUAACCUGAAAGUUUUGGCUUGAAUAUUUCAGCUGAAAACGAAUGUUAAAUGUUUGACGGCUAAAUACUAAACUUAAGUCG